GAGAGCAGCGAGCAGGUGCUUCAACAUGUGCAAACCAACACACACACACCUGUUUGCGAGCUCCCACGUGAGCAGAGGGGGAACCUGUGUAUUUAGGCCAACCUUGUCUAAAUUAGAGGGUUUGGAACGUAUUGAACAUAACUGGAAGCCGGACAAGUGGAUAUUGUUGCAGGAGCAGUUGGAGAAGUUGCUGUGGAUGUUUUAAACAGCUCACUGUCGGGAUCCUUUAUUUACCAACAAGACUUGAAACUGACUUCGGCGUCGUGCUCCACGAGGAGUGAAACCACAGCCACGUUUCUUGCCUACAGCGGGAAUUAAAGCUUCUUUGACUGUUGCCACUUUCCACAACUUAACUGUAAAUGAAAGAGGAGGCGUCCACUUUAACCUGCUACCGACAGACUUCCCGAUACUCGUGGCGGCUACAAGAUGCAUUUGAUCCAAACAUACCGGAGGAGGGACCAUCAGCGCCCCCUCCUGGCUGGCUGGAUGACAUACAUGGAUACCAGGGCCACAAAGGAGGACAGGAUGAUAACCCGUUGUACCCACCCCCCCCUCCCUACAGCCCCCAGCCUGAACUCAACAAGAACACUCUGGUGCCCAACGUCAGGGUCCCCACGAUAUCUGAGGAUGAGGCCAGAGAUGCCCUGCUCAAGUUCGUUCAGUCGAAAUGGACGUACAGCUCCAAGCCCGCCAGGAACCUCACCUUCAAAGAGCUCAAACCCAUCACUGUCUACAGGUAUCGACUGGAGACCUACACUGAGACCCGAACCAGCGCCUGGCAGUUUGAACCCUACAAUGGACAAAUGGUGGAUGGUCCUCAGUUCGGUAUGUGCCCACCACCGUGGGACAUCCCAGUGACAUUACCUCAGAGAUACACCAGCAUGGUGGAGAAGAUCCGCGUGCCGCACACGUCCUUCGUGAAGCUGUGUCACACAUGCAACGGCUGUGGGAAAACCCGGUGCACUAACUGCAGUGGUAGAGGCCGGAAGCUUUGUUUAAACUGUCACGGCAGAGGACACAAAAAGCGUUCUGGGAAUCGCAAGAAGUCAUCUGGGAGGAGAGUUUGCCCAUCUUGUCACGGGAGAGGUCGUAAGAGGUGUAUCUCCUGUCAGGGCCAGGGCUACAAGACCUGCUCUGUUUGUCACGGCAGCCAAAACCUGCUGCAUUUCAUCCUGCUCACUGUUACGUGGAAGAACAACGUAGACCAGUUCAUUCCUGAUCGCCAGCCCGACUUCCCCGACAAGAAGUUUCAGCGGGUGACGGGAGAUCCUUUCUUCAUCGAUGAGAAUGUUCUGGUGUAUCCUAUCCAGGGCUUCCCCGAUCAGGAGAUCUGCGAUGCCUCCAUGAAAAUGAUCAACGAACACCUGAAUCGCUUCAGUUCCACCAGCCGCAUCCUGCAACAGCGUCAGACCAUCGAGCUGGUGCCCCUGACUCACGCUUAUUACUCUUACAAAGGAAAAGACCGGAGCUACUUCGUCUACGGAACGGAGAACAAAGUUUUUACCUCCAAAUAUCCCUCUGCAUGUACGAUCUUAUAAGUAACGCGCCGCACAGACGUUCAGACAGAUGCUGAAAAUCUGCUGUAUGGACUCAAGGGGGUUAAGUGGAGAUAACGGCCAUUAACGUCCCGCAACCCCGAAGACCAACACGUCUUUGCACGUGACUCCUCCUUCAGUAUCAGAAUACGGAUAUUGUCUCUAAGUAUGUUAGAGCAGCUUCGUGAUGCUCUUAAAAUAAUGUGUGAAAGAUCGGGAACAUUGCAUUUUUCAAAUUAUGCUCAGAGUGGUGUGACGAUCGGCGGGCGUCUGAACGUGGGCUUCAGAAGCGAGUGUUUGUUUAGAGUUUCUAGUGUAUGUGUCGAUGUGACCUCUAGACCAGUGUAACUAUGUUUAUCCUUCACGAUCAAUCUCACAUAUGUACCAGUAUAAUCCUAGGAGCCUGCAGGUGUCGACGGUCGACGUUUUGAUCGUUUGUGUGAACAAAUGAACGAUUCGUACCCUUGGUUUACUAAGUGAUGACCUCAGUUGCUCUGUUAAUUCCCUAAAACUAGUGUCAUGACGUGACCAUAACAGCAGGAACAGAGGCUGCAGGUUUUUGUGGCUGCUCCAGUCGAUCGUUUCUGCAAUCAGAGUGUUUACAACAGGCCGCGUUUACAAUUGUAGCGGUUGUACGGCAUUCGUUCCGUUUUUCUCUACACUCUCUCAGACAUGCAUGCCGUUUGUUUUAAUUUUUUGAUCAUUAUGAUGGAUGUUGUUUCAGCACUCACCGGUUUACCUUCGCUGCAGAGCUUCGGCUGCUGGUUAGUGCCGCCGCGUGACACGGUGUACAAAGUCCUCAACAGUAGAGACGCCCCUGUUAGCAUUAGCCUGCGGGCUAACCUGCUGUAGUGGUGGCCGAUCUAAACGGGCCGCUUGGGUCAUAGUAUCGUAUUUGGAUUUUGGGCUGAGAUUCAUGGGGUAGUGAGCUUUUGCCUUUUUUAUUUCAUUUUAUUUUUUUUUCUGUAAAUUUGUGCUCGCUAGUCAAGAAUUCAGGUCAGGGUUGGGCAAUUUGUAUGUCCAUAUGUAUUCUGCAUGACAUUUGUCGGCCACCAGAGGUUUUGCUCUCUAUUGUCGAGGUCGUUCUCCCUUAAAUGUCUCCAGUCGUGUUUGUCCACCUCCAGUGGAAGUCGGUGAGCAGGACCGAUCGAUCGGCGCCCUGUUGCCUCACUGUUAUGAAGUACCUUCAUUUGUCACGUACGCAGUUAACGGGAUUAGCCAGUUAUUGUACUCUGUCUAUAGACAGUUACUUGAUUGAAUUUCCAGAAAGUAUGAAUUUUAUAAAAUUUAUAUCACUUUUGUGAUGUAAAGUGAAACACACUAUGCUGUAAUGGACUUUAACCAUGUCGCACAAACCUAACUGGAGGUUACAAAUCAAGUAAAUAAUGUAUGAAUUAUUAAUUCUGUCGUAUUGCAUCAGAGGUUUUACCCUUGAUUUCUAUCAGGCUCCAUGUAAUCCAGUAUAAUCUAGUAAAUCAACCGUGUGUGUCCCAACGCCUCCUACCUCCUUACUGUCAGGGCAGGCCCGGCGUGUUUUCUGUGGCCGCCCUGCGCUGUGCUUCGCCGCCGGUGCUCGCUUUUUAGAAUUCAGCGCUGAACGCUUCUGCAUCUCCCUCAGUCAAUCGUCGGUUCAGAACCCUCCAGUUGGUAUCCGCGGACAAGACUCCGGCAUUAUGUGGCCAAGCGAUAACAGGUCAUCUUGUCACUGUAGCUCUGAGUCGAUCUAUAGACGCCUUCGCUGUCACAUCCAAAGCGGACAAAUAUCAGAAGCCAUAAAAUGUCAGAUUCUCAGUGAUUUUAUAUUUCAUGUCUGUUUUUACUUCUGUUUUUCUUCAUGGGCCGAACCACAACUGGAUGUAAACCUUUCUGGACAUAGAUAAUCCAUCUUUUUAUACUAUACGUAGUUUAGUUCCUUCCUCCUACAGACAGUGGAAGCCUGUGCAUUUCACAGAAUAUCAGUAGAGUGAACAGUCAGUUCCUCUGCACCGAUCCAUGUUGUUAACACGGUAAAUUCUCCCUACUAUUUUCCCUCUGUUGUUAUUUUAACAUCUGUCUAUGCAUCUCUCAUCUGGCUCUUCUGUUCCUUCCUCUUUGGUUUUUAACAGGAUUAUUGCCCAGUUUGUUUUGGAUAAAGUAACAAGAAGGCGAAUCACCAAAAUCUCUCGUCUGCCCUGGUCUUGAAUGGGGCUCACUCUGGUCUCAUCUUAGCCGUGACUUGAUCCCGACCGUCUGAAAUGACUAGUCGAUUAAGGGUUUAGUCGUUCGGCAGAAAAAUAAUCAGCAGCUAUUCUUAUAACUGAUCGAUUUUUGUCAGUUUCCAAGCGGAAAUGACCUCGUUCCAGCUUCUCAGCUGUGAAGAUUUUCCGCUUUUCUUCCUCUUGCAUGAUGGUAAACUGAAUAUCUUCAGGUUUUAGACUCAGCCGGUCAGAGAAAACAGGCUACAGGAAGACGACACCUUGGGCUUGAGGAAAUUACCUUCUCCGGCAUUUUCUAGACCGAAUGAAUGAUUGGCAGAUGAAUCGGUAUUGAAAACAUUUGUUAGUUGCAGCCCCUACCCAAGCCAAAGAUUAAACAAAAUGUUGUCACGAAUGUUUGUUGGCUUUAUAUUGUAAAGGCCGAUGAAGAGAUUCGGCAUCGGAACAUGUUGAGGAUAAGCUGACGCGAUUUUAGUGGUGACGGUGAUCCAGUGGUGGAGUUUUUAAAAUGGAUGACUGGUACUUAGCCGGUAUCAUACCAGUCACACGUUGUUGCUUGCUGGAGCAAGUCGCUGAACUGACACGUGUGCCGGUUGGAUAUAAACUCACGCUCACGAGGAAAGUACUAAACGUACAGUAGAUGAGCUGUUUUUGGAGGCUGGAGGCUGAAGACUCGUUCUGACUCUGCUGACUUCAGGUUUUGUGUUCUGCUGUCGGUGUCUGUUCCUUUCAGGAAAACAGAACAAAAAAAGCGAUUCGCUUCUUUAAAGACUAAACAAACCUUUAACACCGCGCUGAAAAAUGCACGUUAAAUACAACAAAACGAGCUUUUAAAGCCACAGGCCAAAUUCCAGAGAGACCCAUGAUCGCAGUUUACUCCUGAUACGUUUCCUUGAUAUACAAUGAAGACCGGCUCUCUGUCUCAGGAAUCUCACCGUUUGUUCCGCAGCAUUUGAUGCUGGCUCUCCUCCUCCAGCCUGCGGAUCAUAGACGACUCUUCAUAUUAAAACUUUUCUGUCAGUGGGGAUUUCAACGUUUAAAUCUGUGGUUUUUCUUUCCUUCGGCUCUGCUGUGUUCAUCAAACUCUGGCAUCUCAGUUCACAUCAGCAGCAAAUCUUCAUUCAUCUUUCACAGAAGACAGUUUUCAGCUUUUUUUUCUAUGUCUGACAAUGUCUCAGUGACUAUUGAAGGAUUUUACCAGUUUGAAUUUUAGAUGUAAAAGUAAAAGAAUCUUUUGUUAGGAGAAGUGAGGCUAAGAAUAUAUGGAUGUGCUCAAAUAGCUCGCUGCUUCCAGUAAUGAAGUACAUUUACAGCCUCUGGCCCAAACUCACUCAUACCCUCCGUGUUUGUCUCCACGUAUUAACGACGGGAAAACUAUGAAAACCACUUCUGUCCUCCGCAUACUUCUCUGUCGUGUGCGUCGUGUGAUCCAGCCGUCUCUGUCGAAUGCCUGAAAGAAACCGCGGCGAAAGCCACAGUUUAAAAGUCUGCCGUUGUUUUAUUAAAAAACAUAACAAAACCUGUCAAAUGUAUUUGGUAAAGAUGUCACAAAU
Molecule: messenger RNA, 5283 nt
Organism: Xiphias gladius (swordfish)
Lineage: Eukaryota; Metazoa; Chordata; Actinopteri; Istiophoriformes; Xiphiidae
Gene: ssuh2.1
Product: ssu-2 homolog, tandem duplicate 1
Exons: 13
Coding region: 360-1538 (392 amino acids)
Molecular function (GO): heat shock protein binding
Source: RefSeq, a predicted model, not a curated record